Molecule: messenger RNA, 1582 nt
Organism: Hyla sarda
Lineage: Eukaryota; Metazoa; Chordata; Amphibia; Anura; Hylidae
Product: zinc finger protein 84-like
Source: RefSeq, a predicted model, not a curated record
CCAGAAUGUGGAAAAUAUUUUAGUAAGAAAUCACAUCUUGUAAUUCAUGAGAGAACUCACACAGGAGAGAAGCCAUUUUCAUGUCCGGAAUGUGUGAAGAGUUUUAGUCAUAAAUCAAAUCUUAAAAAACAUAUAAAAACUCACACAGGAGAGAAGCCAUUUUCAUGUCCAGAAUGUGUGAAGUGUUUUAGUCAAAAACCAAGUCUUGAAAUACAUAUGAGAACUCACACAGGAGAGAAGAUAUUUUCAUGUCCGGAAUGUGUGAAGAGUUUUACACGAAAAGAAAAUCUUGUGCAUCAUAUGAGAACUCACACAGGAGAGAAGCCAUUUUCAUGUCCGGAAUGUGUAAAGUGUUUUAGGCAUAAAUCAAGUCUUGUGGAUCAUAUGAGAACUCACACUGGAGAGAAGCCCUUUUCAUGUCCGGAAUGUGUAAAGUAUUUUAGUCAUAAAUCACAUCUUGUGUGUCAUAUGAGAACUCACACAGGAGAAAAACCCUUUCCAUGUCCGGAAUGUGUAAAGUAUUUUAGUCAUAAAUCACAUCUUGUGGGUCAUAUGAGAACUCACACAGGAGAGAAGCCAUUUUCAUGUCCAGAAUGUGUGAAGAGUUUUAGUCAUAAAUCAAUUCUUGUGGAACAUAUGAAAACUCACACAGGAGAGAAACCAUUUUCAUGUCCAGAAUGUGUAAAGAGUUUUACACAGAAAGCAAAUCUUGUGGAUCAUAUGAGAACUCACACAGGAGAGAAGCCAUUUUCAUGUCCGGAAUGUGUAAAGAGUUUUAGGCAUAAAUCAAGUCUUGUGGAUCAUAUGAGAACUCACACAGGAGAGAAGCCCUUUUCAUGUCCGGAAUGUGUAAAGUAUUUUAGUCAUAAAUCACAUCUUGUGGGUCAUAUGAGAACUCACACAGGAGAGAAGCCAUUUUCAUGUCCAGAAUGUGUGAAGUGUUUUAGUCAUAAAUCAAUUCUUGUGGAACAUAUGAGAACUCACACAGGAGAGAAACCAUUUUCAUGUCCAGAAUGUGUAAAGAGUUUUACACAGAAAGCAAAUCUUGUGGAUCAUAUGAAGACUCACACAGGAGAGAAGCCAUUUUCAUGUCCAGAAUGUGUGAAAAGAAAUCUUGUUCAUCAUUUGAGAACUCACACAGGAGAGAAGCCAUUUUCAUGUCCAGAAUGUGUGAAGAGUUUUACACAGAAAGCAACUCUUUUACAACAUAUGAAGACUCACACAGGAGAGAAGCCAUUUUUUGUGCUUGGAAUGUGCUAACUGUUUUACUACGAAAUCACAUCUUGUUAUUCAUCAGAGAAUUCACACAGGAGAGAAGCCAUGUUCAUGCUUGGUAUGUGGAAAUGUUUUAGGCUGAAAUCACAUGUUUUUAAACAUCAGAUGAUUCACAAAGGAGAGAAACAAUUUUCAUGUCCUGAAUGGGCAAAGUGAUUUACUAAUAAAAACAAGUCUCGAGGGACAUCUGAGAAGUCACACAGGAGAGAAGCCAUUGUCAUAUAUAGUAUGUGGCUAAUGUGUUAACCAAAUAUCAAAUCUGUGGAUCAUCUAAGAACUCAGACAAAGGAGAAGUUAUUUUAAUGUU